Messenger RNA from Symbiodinium pilosum, 2169 nucleotides. The record is from the annotation of a GenBank genome assembly. NCBI's taxonomy places the organism in Eukaryota, Dinophyceae, Suessiales, Symbiodiniaceae.
AUGGCGGACCUCACCUUAGACAUCGCGGAGGUGCAGAUUGUGGUCCACUACCCAGCGGACGAGAAUGGAUUCUUCUGGCAUCAUCGAGUGCUUUUGCAUCGCAUUGCCGGAGGCCCCUUCCCCGGAGACAUCGUUGGCGAGAUCUACGCUCACGACCCCAUCGGCGCGGCGGCCUUGGCAGGGUUCAAGCGUGAGGCGCAGAUCCAAGUCACGAUCCUUGGUGAGGGCGACAUCGAGAACAUUGAGGCCUUUCAAUGGGUGGUGGCCGAAGCCGGGCGCCCGGACUUUGGAAAUGUGGUGGACGCCGCGCUCCUUGGGAACGAGGCGACUGGCCUGGCCUUCAUGCAGAAGGGCGUGGUGAUCGUCAGCGGCGAGGAGCUCUUCGUCGAGAGAGUCAUGAGCAAAGACCUGGUGGACUGGCGGCGGCAAAAGGCCUUGAUCUCAGCGACGUCCGGCUUCUUGGAGACCAUCGACAAGGAGUUCCCGAUCCACGGCGUGCGUGCGGCCAAGAAGGAGUUUCAUGAGUCCGUGGCGGCCAGUGCCGGCGAGUUCCUCGUGUACCACGCAGAGUGGGUUAGGCUGUCCGGAGUUAGCAAAAAGACCAGUGCGGCCCACAUCCAUCGAGCACUUUGCGAGGCACUCAGGCUGAUGCAUAGCUUCGACCAGAUCGACACCAGUGCCAUCGCCAGUGGAGAACACCUGACAAGAUGGCUCAUCCAAACCGAGCUGGCUGUGGAGCGAAAUCCCCAACAGCCCGAUUUCAGCGGCCUCGACAUCAUCAGCGGCACGGCCCAGCUACCUGACGGCAGGGAUACCACCUCGAAGUUCACCGACUGGGUGUCGAACAGGCUGAAGGAGAGGGCGGCGAUCUGGAAGCAGGAGCGCUUGUACAACCAGGAACGACGUCAUCUUCGAGGACCUCGCGGCGGGCGGGCGGACCACGGCGACUCCAGCGACGACGAGGAGCAGACCGGCCUCACCGGGGCGAGGAAGAAGAAGAAAAAGAAGAAGGGCGGCAAGGGGGAGGGCAGUGGCGACGCAGCCGGCGCCGCAGAGGCGGGACAAUUCCGGCGGCUACGGCGAGUCGACUGCUCACUGCGGUCAUUGAACAUCCUUGCCGCCGCCGACAACAAGAAGGCCAGUUUUGGAGACAUGCCGUUCACGGCGGUGCAGCGGUGGAUUCUGGAGGACGUGACUCGCAGGGUCAACCAGUACGGGGGUUGUCCCCCCGAGAUCACCGAGCAGGCCGCCCUGGCAGAUCUCAAUCAGCGCGCCAACCUGUAUGAGCAGGAGGCCGGGCAACUUGUCCCCUUUGACCUGGACAAGGACGCCCGGGGAUUGGCUCCCCCGGAAGUACAGGGCUACAUCGACCACUUUGCCGACCUGCCUCGGACCGCGCCAGAUGGCGGCCAACUCCCUGAACAACUCCGACUGCGGGCGCAGAAAGUUUCACAGAAGACGCUCACGGCCUACCACAACCACGUGAGGGACUUCGAAAGCUGGGCACGUCAGCGGGGGCGGCGAGUCACCAAAGCCAACCUGGACAAGAUGGUGACCUCUUACCUCACCUGGCUCUCGGAAGGCGAUGAGACAGACCCUUCUCCUGGCGCCUACCUCUCAGACUUCCUCGUGAACUCCAAAGAGGCUUUGGCUGGUUGGAAGAAACAAGCACUGGGACGCAUGCGCAUGCCGGUGCCCGAGGAGUUUGUCUACGACCUGGCCACCCACGCGCUCGAGACCGGGCACCUGGACGUUUGCGAAACUACGAAAACAGGAGAAGUGGAUGACUCUGUCCUGGUGGCUGACCUUGGCGACCGAGACUGGCUCCGACAGGCGCUGACUGCGUGGGUGGCUCGCUGCUCUGGACCCUUGUUCCCGAAGCUUCGCUUGGCUCGCCUGCUACAAAAGCUGUUGCGUGAUGCCUCACAUCCUUCGCCACAGCGGGGCCUCCAACGACGUGUUCCACAAACGUCGAAAGCUGGAGGAAGUGCAAAAGCGAGGUCGAUGGCAAGCCAAAAAGAGUGUAUCUCGAUACGAGAAGCACGCUCUCCUUCAGAAGCAUUGGCAAGAAGUGGAUCCUCAACGAAUGGGGUCCAUCAGAAGCAGAUCCCAGCUGCUGCCGCAAAACUUGCUGCGUCAGCUGCGAUGACUGGCUUGGCCAAGCAGUAA